Messenger RNA from Danio rerio (zebrafish), 1892 nucleotides. NCBI's taxonomy places the organism in Eukaryota, Metazoa, Chordata, Actinopteri, Cypriniformes, Danionidae. The record is from RefSeq and is a predicted model, not a curated record.
AAAAAAAAAAACUGGGAAAGUGAAACCGAAAAUGAAUCGACUGCUGUAUUCAGUAAAAUGGCAGAAGUUAGAUUUUCGCUGGAGGAGUUCAUGUGUCCAGUGUGUCUGGAUCUUCUGAAGGACCCGGUGACCAUUCCCUGUGGACACAGUUACUGUAAGACCUGCAUUACAGGCUGCUGGGAUCAGGAGGAUGACAAGAGAGUCUACAGCUGCCCUCAGUGCAGGGAAGCCUUCAAUCCGAGACCUGCUUUAGCUAAAAACACCAUUCUCGCUGAAAUGGUGGAGAAACUAAAGACUAAACCUCCUGCUGACUGUUACGCUGGAGCUGGAGAUGUGCAGUGUGACGUCUGUACUGGAAUUAAAUACAAAGCAAUCAAGUCCUGUCUGGUGUGUCAGGAAUCUUACUGUCGAACUCAUUUUGAUCGUCAUGAGGAGUUUCACUCUCGUAAGCCACACAAAGUGAUUGAUGCCAGAGAACGACUGCAGGACAUGAUCUGCCGGAAACAUGAGAAGGAGCUAGAAAUGUACUGUAUCACUGAUCAAAUGUGCAUAUGUCUGAUGUGUAAAGAGUAUGAACAUAAAAACCACGAAACUAUGUCAACAGCAGCACAGAGGACAGAGAAACAGAAAGAGCUGAAGGAGACACAGAUGAAGCUCCAGCAGAGAGUUCAGCAGAGACAGAAGGAUCUUCAGCAGCUGAGAGAGGCUGUGGAGUCUCAGAAGCGCUGUGCACAGACAGCAGUGGAGGACACUGACAGGAUCUUUACUGAGAUCAUCCGCUUAAUUGAGAGAAGACGCUCUGAGCUCACACAGAUGAUCAGAGAUCAGCAGAAGACUGCAGUGAGUGAAGCUGAAGGACUCAUGAAGCGACUAGAGAAGGAGAUCGAUCAUCUGAGGAGGAGAGGUGCUGAGCUGGAGCAGCUUUCACACACACAGGAUCACAUCCAUUUCCUGCAGAGUUUCCAGUCUCUCUCAGCUCCUCCUGAGUCUACAGAUGUUUCCUUCAAUCCUCUCUUGUCUUUUGAUGACUUGAAAGAAUCUGUUCAACAGCUGAAAGUCAAACUGGAGGAUUUCUGCAAAGAGGAGAUCAGGAAGACCUCUGACAAAGGGACACCCAUAUUGAAUGACCCUUUCAAAGACACAUUCGCCAACAUUGUUCCCAAGACCACGAGAGACUUCCUAAAAUAUUAUUCUCGAUUCACUCUGGAUCUGAACACAGUGAAUAAAUACCUCUGCCUGUCAAGCAACAUGAUUACCUACACUAACACACCACAGCCGUAUCCUGAUCAUCCAGACAGAUUUGAUCAGUUGUGCCAGGUGUUGUGUAGAGAGAGUGUAAGUGGACGGUGUUACUGGGAGAUUAAGUGGAGUGGAUAUGGCGUGUGUAUAUCAGUGUCAUAUAAGGGCAUCAGAAGGAAGGGACAAAGUAAAGACUGUAUAUUUGGAGGUAAUGAUCAGUCAUGGUGUUUGUUCUGCUAUCCCGGUGAUCAUUCAUUCAUUCACAAUGACCUAAAAACUGUUCUCCCAGUACAAUCCAUCAGCAGUAGAGUAGGGGUGUAUGUGGAUCACAGUGCAGGAAUUCUGUCCUUCUACAGCGUCUCUAACACAAUGACUCUUAUCCACAAAGUCCAGACCACCUUCACUCAGCCACUCUACCCUGGGUUUAAUGUGAAUGGUUACAAAUCAUCAGUGAUACUGUGUUGAUGAAUCAAAGUAGCUUGUGAACCCCUUCGUUGUAAACUACUCACUCACUAUCCUUCGGCUUUUAUUAGGGGUCAUCACAGCACGUUUCAACCAAUACACAUAUGAGGUGGAAUUUAAAUAAUGACACCAAUAAAGGGCAAGCAACUUACAUUUCCAUGUUAACCUCACGCACGUAAGUUGUCCUUUCU